Molecule: messenger RNA, 354 nt
Organism: Penicillium expansum
Lineage: Eukaryota; Fungi; Ascomycota; Eurotiomycetes; Eurotiales; Aspergillaceae
Exons: 3
Coding region: 1-354 (117 amino acids)
Source: RefSeq, a predicted model, not a curated record
AUGGAUGGGUAUGAAUUGGGAGAGGGUGUGAAUAUCCACCGUGGAACAUUGCUCCAUGGAUUAUACGAACAAGCCAGGUCUCUGGGCGUCGAUUUGCCAUUUGACUCGGCUAUCACGGAAUAUUGGGAGGACGAUGAUCAAACUGGCGUGAUUAUCGAUGGCGAGCAGCGGAGCGCAGCUGACUGCGUCGUUGGCGCGAAUGGCGUGCAUACUGAGUUCCGGACUUGUUUCAGUGCCAUCUUGCUCGCAGGUGAUCCCGAGAGCAAAUGGGUCUUGGAGGAGGCAGGCAUGCAGGACCGGAUGCGACGCAAGUAUCAGGUGGUGGAGGAUUGCAAGAAGCGCGUGGAAGCUUGA